AUGACCAAAUUCAGGCCUUGUAUUGACCUUCAUUCUGGUCAAGUCAAACAGAUUGUCGGAGGCACAUUGAGCAAUGUAUCCGCAGACUUGAAGACAAACUAUGUAUCGAAGCUCCCCGCCAGCCAUUACGCCGAAUUAUAUCGGAAGCACGACUUACGCGGGGGCCAUGCUGUGAUGCUUGGGCCUGGGAAUGAUGAAGCUGCAAAGGAGGCACUCAGGACGUGGCCUGGGGGGAUCCAGGUUGCAGGUGGCAUCAACGACAAGAAUGCCCAGUACUGGGUUGAUCAGGGCGCCGAGAAGGUUAUCAUUACAUCUUUCCUCUUUCCAGAGGGGAAGUUCUCUCUCGAGCGACUAGAAUCAGUCUUGUCGGCACUUGGUGGUGAUAGAUCGAAGCUGGUCUUAGAUCUGAGCUGCCGAAGAAAGGACAAUACCUGGUUUGUGGCUAUGAAUCGCUGGCAAACCAUUACGAAGAUGGAAAUCACCCAGGAAUCGAUUUCACUAUUGGAGCCGUAUUGUUCCGAGUUCCUUAUUCAUGCAGCCGACGUCGAGGGAUUACAGCAGGGUAUCGAUGAGGAAUUGGUGUCCAAGCUAGCUCAGUGGUGCACCAUCCCCAUUACAUACGCUGGAGGUGCGCGUAGUUUGCAGGAUCUAGAAAAGGUUCACACGAGCAGUCAAGGGAAGGUUGACUUGACGAUUGGAAGCGCUCUGGACAUUUUUGCCGCCACCGUCAAGAUGAAGCCUGUCGUGUCGGUCUUAAAUGCGUGGUCCUGCGUGGUCAUCUCUCUUUUCGCCAUUGUCAUCCUUUCAGUCCUUGGAUCAUUAUACAAGAGGGAACACCAUGGAUUCACUGGCUCCGAGGGUGAGCCAGAGGACGGUUCUGCAGUUGCAGCCUCGCUUUUCACAGCCGUUUUCGUUUACAUCGCUUUCUUCGUGUUUUGCGCCUUCCAAGCCUACCUUCACAUGCGGAGUAACAGGGGCGGAGCUAUAUCCCUGAACUAG
Messenger RNA from Aspergillus affinis, 999 nucleotides. Its product is annotated as phosphoribosylformimino-5-aminoimidazole carboxamide ribotide isomerase. Gene Ontology annotation, cellular component: cytoplasm. The transcript is spliced from 7 exons. The coding region runs from base 1 to 999 and encodes 332 amino acids. Lineage: Eukaryota; Fungi; Ascomycota; Eurotiomycetes; Eurotiales; Aspergillaceae. Gene Ontology annotation, biological process: L-histidine biosynthetic process; L-tryptophan biosynthetic process. Gene Ontology annotation, molecular function: 1-(5-phosphoribosyl)-5-[(5-phosphoribosylamino)methylideneamino]imidazole-4-carboxamide isomerase activity. The record is from RefSeq and is a predicted model, not a curated record.